This is a messenger RNA of Mesorhabditis spiculigera, 669 nucleotides long. The record is from the annotation of a GenBank genome assembly. Lineage: Eukaryota; Metazoa; Nematoda; Chromadorea; Rhabditida; Rhabditidae.
AUGCUUCGUACUUCUAUUAAUUUGAUGCGGACGUCUUUGCGUGGCUUGGCUAUUUCUCCUCGCAGCUCCGCCAUCCCUCUGGUGAUUGAAAAUGACGGAAAGGGCGAACGCGCAUAUGAUAUCUAUUCGCGACUGUUGAAAGACCGCAUUAUAUGCGUUAUGACGCAGAUUGAUGACUACUCGGCAUCAGCAAUCAUUGCCCAGCUACUCUUCCUGGAAAUGGAAAGCCAGAAAAGGCCAAUUCACAUGUACAUUAACUCGCCAGGCGGCGUUGUAACCGCAGGGCUCGGUAUUUACGACACGAUGCAGUAUAUCAAGGCUCCGGUUCAUACCUGGUGCAUCGGACAAGCGGCGAGCAUGGGAAGUUUGCUUUUGGCGGCUGGGGAGCCCGGCAAUCGGACAUCGCUGCCAAACGCGAGGAUUAUGGUUCAUCAGCCAAGCGGAGGUGCACAGGGUCAAGCCUCGGACAUCUUGAUCCGUGCCGAAGAGAUCAUCCGGAUCAAGAAGCGUCUCAAUGAGAUCUACAAUCAUCACACCAAGCAGUCCCUCGAAGUGAUUGAGAGGACUUUGGACCGAGAUCGUUUCAUGUCUGCCCAGGAAGCCCUUGACUUCGGGAUUGUGGAUCGCGUAGAGACGCACCCUGGAAGCUGCCCUCUCGCCGUCAAUUGC